AUGCCUGAUGAUAUACAGCCGGGCGGUGACGAUAGUAACGACGGAGACAAUGAAGAAGGAGACAACGAAGAGGACGAACAUAAUCAUAUUCCUGAUCCAUUUAUCCAACAACUCAACAACCAACAGCCGAUGCCAAACUACGAGGAAGAGUAUGAGCCUGAUCAACCUCAGGAUCACGAAGGAAUGGACGAGAAUGCUGAUGAGGGGAAUAGUGACUCCCCUGACAUUGCCAUGACACCGUUGGAGUUGAUGCAGCGCUGUGAAACCGAGGCUCAAGCUCAACGGAAGAGGCGAUUUAUGAAUGCGUUAGUUGUGGAUCUCAUCCGCGAUGAAGAGGAGCGCCUCCAGGCAUCACCAACAGUCCACGGAGAGCAUUUCGCAACUCAGGCGGCGGAGGCACUAGAGGUUCUCACUCCACCAAGGGAGAAUCCAUUAGACGAGGGAGGUAAUCUUCAGGAAUAUGGAAGUUUCUUGGAAUUUGAUGUUCUUGAAGCUUUGCAGUCGGAACCAAGUAAGAAGAAGGCGAGGCUGAGUGGUGAUAAGGAGGCGGCAAGCAGUUCAUACCAUCUGGGGAACAAUGACGAGCCAAACGCACUUGGGAAACUGCAAGCUGAUUACACAGAUUCGGGUGCGGAUUCUCCGGACACGACUCCACAAGACAGAGGCGCGGUGGGCCCGGUACCACCACCAGUUCCAUGA
Molecule: messenger RNA, 699 nt
Organism: Microthlaspi erraticum
Lineage: Eukaryota; Viridiplantae; Streptophyta; Magnoliopsida; Brassicales; Brassicaceae
Source: the annotation of a GenBank genome assembly